AGGCAACGUACCGUGAAAUUGCAGCGUCGAUUAAAAAACGCCAUCUUCUCAAUAGCGAAAUUGCACAAUUAACCUGGACCGUGCCGAGGUAUACCUCGACGGCACGUCCUCUCCUCGACGGUCCGUCUGCAUAAUGCUGUGAGACCGAAAAUCGGAGUGCGUUAUGCGAUCUUCCCCCGUCGUAUACCUGCAUCUAUUACUCUAUCUGGCGGUGAUUCAAGCGCAAAUUUUACUCGGUAUCGUCUGCCAGGUAUGCACGGGAAGUGUUAUUGGUAUUGUAGGUUGGACGACGGAAAUUCCGGAAAUAAAACCCAUUUUAAAGACAAGAGAUGGAAAUGGAGAAAAAAAAGAGGGUCAAAAGAGAAAAGCCCAGAAACGCCUUGCUGUAAAGGAAUUAAAUGCCAUCCCCCAGGGAUAUGCCACCCUUGUGCCGCGAAUGUGAUCAGUGUGAUUAGUUGACAUCAAGUAGUUAGUCGUGAUUAUGG
This is a messenger RNA of Daldinia decipiens, 485 nucleotides long. RefSeq lists its product as uncharacterized. The transcript has a single exon. Lineage: Eukaryota; Fungi; Ascomycota; Sordariomycetes; Xylariales; Hypoxylaceae. Bases 164 to 442 code for a protein of 92 amino acids. The record is from RefSeq and is a predicted model, not a curated record.